ACUAUACCCUUACGUCACUUCCGGGUUUAAUCGGACAGUAGUAGAAAAAAAAAUUGGUUGCAAUGAAUUUCAGCUAACUAGCAACCGAUAACUGUCAGUACAUUUGAGCAAAACCAUCCAUGUCAAGACACGAGAAGGAUUUUCGGAGUCUUGUGCUGCUUCUGUGCACAUAUAGGGACACACCAGCCUGCCUGCCAACCUACUGUGAAUCGUUGUAUAUAUGCUAUGUCAACAUACUGCUCCCGUUCUGUGCCCACAUCACUGGAUAACGUUAGAGAUCCACCUGGCUCAGUGACUAGACCAGAAAACCUUGGCAACGUUGUGUGCCAGUUCAUUUCAAGACCCAGGGAUUUCUGAAUCCAGAACGGCAAGGCGGAAUAACGGUGCAACAUUCCCACCUUGAACAGGCUGUAUGAAAGGGGCUACUGAGUGAAACCCUGCUGUGAAUCAGAGAAGAUGAACGGUCUGUCCAUACGAGAGCUAUGCUGCCUGUUCUGCUGCCCCCCUUGCCCCAGCCGCAUUGCAGCCAAACUGGCUUUCCUCCCUCCAGAGCCCACCUACGCCCUUCUCCCUGACCCAGAUCCAGGUUCUGGAGCUGGAACUGCUUCUGGGUCCAGCUCCACGGCUGCUCCACCUUCUCUUGGAGCCCCAGGACUACGUUCCCGUCUGGGCACUGGUAGUGGAGGUGACAGAGGAGGUGGAGGUGGUGGGGGUGGAGGAGGAGGAGGAGGAGUAGGGGCAGGAGGUGGCAGCAGCGGUGGGGCUGAGGGCAGGUGGAAACUUCAUCUCACAGAGAGAGCGGAGUUCCAGUAUUCACAGAGGGAGCUGGAUGUGACCGAUGUAUUCCUGACCAGAUCUAGCCGAGGGAACAGGGUGGGGUGCAUGUACAUUCGCUGUGCCCCCAAUGCCAGGUUUACAGUGUUGUUUUCCCAUGGCAAUGCAGUAGACCUGGGCCAGAUGAGCAGCUUCUACAUCGGCUUAGGCACACGCAUCAACUGUAACAUCUUUUCCUACGAUUACUCAGGCUACGGUGUUAGCACUGGCAAGCCCUCAGAAAAGAACCUUUACGCUGACAUUGAUGCCGCCUGGCACGCCCUGCGCUCCCGGUAUGGCAUCAGCCCUGAGAAUAUCAUCCUGUACGGACAGAGCAUCGGCACGGUGCCCACUGUAGACUUGGCAUCACGGUUUGAGUGUGCAGCUGUGGUCCUCCACUCUCCUCUCACCUCUGGCAUGAGAGUGGCCUUCCCUGACACCAAGAAAACAUACUGCUUCGAUGCCUUCCCUAACAUAGAGAAAGUGUCAAAGAUCCCAUCUCCAGUGCUCAUCAUCCAUGGUACAGAGGACGAGGUGAUCGAUUUCUCUCACGGCCUUGCCCUGUUUGAGCGCUGUCCCAAGGCCGUGGAGCCCCUCUGGGUGGAGGGAGCCGGUCACAACGACAUUGAGCUUUACAGUCAGUACCUGGAGAGGCUACGGCGCUUCAUCAACCAGGACCUGGCUGCACAGCAUGCCUGAGAAACAAACAACAGCCUCUAUGCGUUUGUAUGAAUGAGACUGUGUGUGUGAGUGUGAGAGAGAGACUGACUGAUUUAGAAAGAGGACGUCAGCAUGUUUGCAAAGUGUGGGUGAGAAAUUGAAGAUGUGUGAUUAUUAUUUUUUUGUCACAUCUGUGUGUCUUUGAAGCAGCACACCUUUUAGGUUACUUUUCAACACAACAUAUGUUUAAAAUAAUUUCCUGUUUUAAAGGUGAGAACGCUUUUUAAUAUAUUAGCCGUAUUCACGUGUGUGGUGAAACACUAAAAACGAGAACUGAGAUUAAGCAACUUUACAAAUACGGUUUUUAACGUGGGAGAAGUUAGGAAUUACAGCUUUAAAAUGUGUCGCUCACAUGAAUUAAGAAGUAACAACAAUGUGCUUUGUCCAAAAAGGCACACAGAUGUAAUUUUUAAGUAUGACAUGUUAGUGAAUGUAUGAGUCAUGGAUUAAGUGUUUAUUCAUAUCUCCAUGGACCCGUGACACCUGAAUAAUGCGUGUGCAUGUUUGAAUGUGUGUGAGAGUGUGUGAGCGAGGCAGUGCUGAAAGAAAUGAAGGACAUCCUGAUGACUUGGACAGCUGCAAGUGGAGGAGGCUUAUGGAGACUUAUCAAUAUUGAUGGGCGGGGGGGUUUCUUCUUCUUCUUCUUUUUUUUGCGUGUAUGUAUGACGAAUACCUCCACAGCUUGACCAGUUCUCUCUCCAGUGAACAAACACUGGUCAAGCAUGUGCCCCCCCCCCAAACUCCAUGUUUACUUGUUAAUGGACAUCCAUCUGACUGCCAGGGCAUUUCCCAAGUUGUUGUCACAGCUAACACUAACCUACUUUAUUUGUAUAGUUUGGGGGUCCAUCUCCUGUCCUUUUGUGUCAGUUAUGGUGGAUACACAAGGACUAGCCUGGAAUACUGUCUGUUGGGUGUCUCAUAUUUUCCUCUUCCUCAUUUUUGACUCUGAUUAGAUCGCAGAAUGGCCAGCUUCCACUUAAUUUCCUGGCUGUGCUGUAGCUUUAGCCUUUUGCUGUCCACAGAACUGACACAGCAGCAACUUGUAUUGCUUUUUCCCAUCCCAGUGCUACAUAUUUGUAAGCAAGAAUGAUGGUGAGGUUGAAAUGGAAACAGGUCGAGAGCCACAGUGAGAAUAUCUCUGUUUAUGUGGACUUUUCUUUGGCAUUAAUAGAACAGCUACAGAAGUGCAGGUUUACUCAUUUUCAUUUUCAUGUCACAUUGGAUCAUUUGGCUCUAAACAGAAGGCUGUAGCCCUUCAGUAUUUACUGAUAUGUAACGUUUAAAAGUUGGGCAGACUGCACUGACUUGGUAACUGCAGGAAUAAGUCAGAUUCAAGUCUGAAGUGCAGCUGCUGAGGAGGUCUUUGAAUAAUUUGCCCUUUUUGGAGCUUGAUAUUCUGGCUGAAUUUGGAGGAUCUAAAGGUUUAAGGAGACAAAGUAGCUGCUCAGUUCACCAAACAAAUGAGGAUUAUGUCCGUUUUAUUCAGAAUAAUCUUUUGCUUCAUCAGAAUCUCUUUUGUGUAAUAUUGAUUAACUUGUAGUCUUACAGCACAGUUUGUCUUGUUCCAGUAGCACUCAUUACCAGGGUUAGUCAGCCUCCUGUUCAUAUUCACCCUCAGCACAUUGCUUUCUAACGUUUUUGUCUUGAUGUAAUUAAUCAAGCGUGUUUGUCAUAGUGUGUAGGGCCAUGGAUUGUUUGUUUCAGAACCACGUGUGUCGACGUUAUGACUAACAGUGUGAUUCAGAUCGGGUGCCAGGACGGGACAUCAUGCCUACUAGCUCUGUUUAACCUCUGUGGCCCUAAAUGUACAGGAGCUCUCUUAUGGGUGGCAGCACGCUUCAUGUCUGACACAAGCCAUAUUUGAGCCUCUCACUGUUGGUGUGGUGCAGGUUCCACCACACACAUACCUUUGCACAUCAUCACACACACAUACACACACAUUCAAACACAACAUACACACAUAAUACGUGUACUGUAGUAUACAGUAUAUUUACACAUUUAUAUAUAUCGGAUCAAGCAUGACAAAAGCAGGUCUUAAGUUCAGCACUAUUGUACAAAGCAUCCAGUGUAAUAAGGGUAUAAAAUGUAAGUUUGUGUGUCCAUUAUUAUUGACUGUCUUCUACAGGCCAGCAUCAAGGAUACUAACAUCACUUUUGAAUAAGUAGUAAUAGGCCCUGUGUGUAGAUCUGAAAAAGUACAAGAACUGGUUUUAUGGUCGCAGGCUAGCACCACAUUUCAGAUCCACACAAGGUGUCUGCUUCAUAGGAGACCCAUCAGUUUCAGUGAUAGUAGCUGCGUUUCUUUAAAGGAACAUGUACUGAACUAGCACUGAUCUGAUUACUCCAUUUUGGGAGUACAAGUGGGUAGACAGGGAAUCUUUACAUUCUCAUCCUGUGCUUUGUGUCUCUGAUAUUUAAAUAAUGGAAAUCUGUUACCAUCUUGAGCCAAGGAUCUGAGCUGUCAGAAGAAUUAGAGAGAGUUGUUGCCUCUCUCUCUACGAAAGUAGAAGUAGGCCUCAGUUUCUCUUGGACAGGUCGUGUUAUCAGGGAAACCACUGGAUCCACCUUUUACUCAUGGGGUUAAAGAAACGGGGUGGAAACUUGCCGUUUUAUAGAUGCACCACUAUGGUUGAUCUAUAUUGUAUCCUCUGGCCCUGAAUGUUUAUUGAUGGGGGUGGGGGGGUCGAACAGUGAAAACUGUAUGCAUGUCUAUUGUGUUUUGCAGAGCAAGUGACGGGGUGGGACGUUAUCUGUAUUAUGUAUUCUAUGUGAGGGUAAAGUUGAACUCAUGGCAUUGGAAAAUUGAAGCGCUUUUUAAAAAAACGGGAAGUUUAUUUGAAUUUUUUAUUGCUGAUACUAACUGAUGUAUUAUGAGUUUUGUGCUAGAGUUUGAGUGGGGCAGUGGUGGGUGGGUGGGGUGGCUAGACAAUAUUAGUGGGCUGUUUAUAUGGUUACUGUACUUAACUAUUCUAUUCUUUGUAUUAUGAUUUGUAAUUUUAUGUUGCUUUUUUGAACUGAGAAUAUGAUGUAAUGAAAUUAAUUCAUGGGACUGAAUCUUGACCUUUUUAUGGACAACAAAAUAAUAAAUAUCACUUAUGUACAAAAA
This is a messenger RNA of Siniperca chuatsi (mandarin fish), 4638 nucleotides long. Its product is annotated as alpha/beta hydrolase domain-containing protein 17A-like. The coding region runs from base 457 to 1512 and encodes 351 amino acids. The record is from RefSeq and is a predicted model, not a curated record. Gene Ontology annotation, cellular component: plasma membrane; endosome membrane. The transcript is spliced from 8 exons. Gene Ontology annotation, biological process: protein depalmitoylation. Gene Ontology annotation, molecular function: palmitoyl-(protein) hydrolase activity. NCBI's taxonomy places the organism in Eukaryota, Metazoa, Chordata, Actinopteri, Centrarchiformes, Sinipercidae.